Messenger RNA from Capronia coronata CBS 617.96, 519 nucleotides. RefSeq lists its product as uncharacterized. NCBI's taxonomy places the organism in Eukaryota, Fungi, Ascomycota, Eurotiomycetes, Chaetothyriales, Herpotrichiellaceae. Bases 1 to 519 code for a protein of 172 amino acids. The transcript has a single exon. The record is from RefSeq and is a predicted model, not a curated record.
AUGGCACCGUCGAGGGGCGUGACCAGCACCGAGGCUCUGAAAGACAAUGGCGAUGUUGCUGUACAACAACAAUCCAACUCUGCGCUGGCCAAUGCACGACGGAAUCUGAACUACCUCAUAUCACCAACCUCAUCAAAUGCCCAGAGGCCGACGCGGCUCCGCACGAGAGCUUUCUUGCGGACCUUCAGGUACAUCGGACAGUUCAUUCUCUGGCGACUGGUACGGUGGGCCAAAUAUGUGGCGGUUGGGUCACUUGUAGCUGCAAUUGGGGCCACUGCUAUCGGCGGAGCGAUUUCUGGAGUGGCCUGGCUGGCCGCACCCCCAACGUUUGGGGCCAGUAUCAUCGCCGCGUCCGUCUGGGGCGUUGGGAAGUUUGCAGCGCGACGACUGCAUAAAAAGUGGGAGAAGGAGGGAGGGACUGUCGGGGAAGCAAUGAGGGAGCGAAUCGAGGACGGCCGAGACGUCAGGGGGGACGGGUCGUACGGAACCGACCUGGGACCACGAGCAACGCCUUGGUGA